Molecule: messenger RNA, 1503 nt
Organism: Talaromyces rugulosus
Lineage: Eukaryota; Fungi; Ascomycota; Eurotiomycetes; Eurotiales; Trichocomaceae
Exons: 3
Coding region: 1-1503 (500 amino acids)
Molecular function (GO): monooxygenase activity; heme binding; oxidoreductase activity, acting on paired donors, with incorporation or reduction of molecular oxygen
Source: RefSeq, a predicted model, not a curated record
AUGCUGUCUAUUGCUUCCCUAGCUGUGAUUCCGCUGGCGUAUAUCCUCCUUCGUGUCAUAUAUAACACCUGGUUUCAUCCGCUUGCCCACGUUCCCGGCCCGCGCAGCUGGUCUGCCACUCGUUUGCCUUUUAUUUGGGCACUCCUUCGGGGGACGAUUGUGCACGACUUUCAACGCCUACACCGCAGAUACGGGCCAGUCGUCCGCACGGCGCCGGACGAAGUCAGCAUUUCCGAUGGUGAUGGCUGGACAGAUAUCUACUCGGCGAAUUCACCGUUUUUGAAAGACCCUACUUGGUGGAAGAGCCAGCCCGGCCAUCCUGACUCUUUACUGAGUGCCAUCAACCCAGAUAAACAUGCCAUCAUACGCAAAGCUUUGUCGCCUGGUUUUACACCCCGAGCACUGCGGGCGCAAGAGCCGCUUCUACAAAAAUAUGUGAAUCUUUUAGUUCAGCGUUUGCACGAGCGCGUGGAAAAAGCCGAUAUUGGUUACGGAGGGAAAGAAAAGGGCGUGGAAAUCAAUAUGACACCAUGGUUCAAUUAUACAACGUUUGACAUUUUCGGCGAAUUGGGUUUUGGGGAGUCUUUCAAGUGCCUCGAGCACUCACAGUAUCACCCUUGGAUUUCCUUGCUCUUCAACAGCGUCAAAGCGGCGUCGUUUGUAGCUGCAGCGCGCUUCUACCCUUUGCUGGAGUCGCUCUUGAUGAGAUUGAUCCCCCCUGCGCUGCGAAAAAUGCAAAAAGAUCAUUUUCAACAGAUUGCUGAUAAAGUGCAACGACGAUUGGGAUGGGAGUUGCAGCAGCCAGACAUAAUGUCACAUCUUAUCGGCGAAGGUGGCAAGCUAGAGCUACCACUCGGCGAACUGAACGCGACGUUUAUGAUCCUGACCACAGCGGGCAGUGAGACGACAGCCACCGUCUUGACCGGUACGCUCAACUACCUGGUUAACAACCCAGAAAAGCUGGCUAUACUAGUAGACGAGGUACGCUCCACGUUCCAUGGAGUGCUAGAUAUUUCCAUGGAUGCCGUCCGUAAUCUACCGUAUCUCAACGCGGUAAUAAAUGAGGGUCUUCGGCUGUGCCCCCCGGUUCCAUGGAUGCUUCCGCGACUCGUUCCUGGGGGCGGUCGGGUUAUUUCUCGUGUUUGGUUACCUGAAGGGACGCGGGUGUCGCUCCAGCCGUAUAGCCUUUAUCGCGACCCAAAGAAAUUCCAUCAAGCUACCACGUUCAUCCCGGAGCGAUGGCUACCAAUCCAGCCCAGUUCACCAUUCUUCCGAGACGACCGCUCCGCUGUCCAGCCAUUCAGUAUGGGUACCCGGUCAUGUAUGGGGGUCUACAUUGCCUGGGCCGAGAUGAGGCUGAUCCUUGCGAAGCUGCUCUUUGAGUUUGAUUUCGAAUGCAUUCACGAGAAGCAGCUACGGUGGGAAGAACUUAGAACCUUUUUGUUGGUUGAAAAAAGGCCAUUGGAGGUGCGAGUCAGCUCUGUUAAGAAUCAAGCUGCAUAA